AUGGCUUUUCAAUCUUGCAUCUUAGAAUAUGGCUGCAUAUCAGAAUCAGAAAAUCAAAUUCAACCACAAUCAGCAUUGAAAGUCCUUCAGCAUCAGUUGGAAUCAUUUCAAGCUCUGCGAAUGCAGACUUUGCAGAAUGUGAGCAUGGUACAGUCUGAAAUCAGUGAAAUACUGAACAAAAGUAUUAUUGAAGUAGAAAACCCACAGCAUAGCUCAGGAAAAAACCUAGUAUUCAGCACAAGCACUGAAAAGGAUUUGCCUGUAGAAAAUCAAGAAGAAAUCCCUUCUAUGGCGAAAGUUCAUCAUUUUGCGGAUUCCAAGACUCUUCAUUUAGUGGAAGAAAAACCCAUUGGCAAUAGUGUUAACAGUCUCUCUCAAAGUAUAAUUAUUCCAUCCCAUAUACAUUUUAAGGACAUAGUAACUCCGAGAAUUUCAGCAGAUAAUUCACCUUCAAGCAGAGCUAUAAACCCUUCAGAAAAUGCUGGCAUGCUGAAGAAUCAUAAUAACCUUUAUAGUUUUCUACCUACUGCACCUCAAAGUGUGAUGUCUCAAGCUGAUACAGUAAUUCUGGGCACAUCCAAAAUUACUAUGCCUUUUCUUAAGCAUGGCUUUUGUGAAAAUUUAGAUGAUAUUUGCCAUUCUAUCAAACAAAUGAAGGAAGAGCUGCAAAAAUCAUACGAUAGGGAAGUGGCACUUACAAAUGAACUUCAGACUUUAAAAGCUGAUCCAAAUAUUCAAAGUGAUGGUAAGUAUGACCUGUCCCCUACUCACAAGGAAAAAAUUAACUUUAUUCAGGAAGAAAACAUAGGCAGUAACUUAAAUGAAGACAGCAAGUCAAAGAGAAUUUUAGAAUUAGAGGCAUUGGUAAAGAGAUUACUCCCACUCAAAGAAACAGUGUUAAAAUUCCAUGUGAAUUUUUGCAGAAAAUGUAAAAAACUAUCAAAGAGCGAGAUACACAGGGGAAAGAAGAAUGAGAAAAACAAAGAGAUUCCUAUCAAUGGCAAGAAUAUUACAGAUUUAAAAUUCCAUUCCAGAGUUCCAAGACAUACACUGUCCUUCCUUGACCAAACAAAACAUGAAAUGAAAGACAUAGAAAUGCAACCAUUUGUAGUAAAACAAGAAUCGAUCAUGCUUGAAAAUGAGAAAACGUCCAAAGUCAAUUCUGUCACCGAGCAGUGUGCUGCAAAAAUUCAGUAUUUACAGAAUUACCUAAAAGAAUCCAUGCAGAUACAGAAAAAGGUAAUAGAACUGGAGAAUGAAAAUCUAAACCUUAAGACCAAAAUAAAACCUCUUAUCUUUACCACACAAUCUCUGUUACAGAAAAUUGAAACAUAUGAAAAGCAACUUAAGAAUUUAGUUGAAGUAAAGAACACUCUUCAGUCUAAGUUAAUUAAAACAGAAGACGAUGGCAAAGAGUGUCUUAAAGAAUUAAAAAAGAUAGUUAGUAAAUAUAAUGUUCUCCAAGACCAAAAUAAAACUCUAGAAGAAAAAAAUAGCCAGCUUUCUUUUGAGAAGCAACAAAUGAUAGAAACAUUCGAUCAACUAAAAAGUAAAGAACACAAAACUCAAAAUGAUAUGACCAUUGUCAGUAAUGAAAAUAAUCGAGUGAGAAUAGAAAUGGAAGCAAUGAAAACAAAUAUUCUGUUGAUACAAGAUGAAAAAGAAAUGUUAGAGAACAAAACACAUCAGCUUCUAAAGGAGAAAAGCGCACUUGAAAAUGAACUAAAAGAAAACCAGUUAGAGAUAAUGCAGCUAAAAGAGAAAGAAAGAUUGGCAAAAACAGAACAAGACACACUUCUUCAAAUAAUGGAAGCAGUUAAAACUGAAAAACUUAAUCUUGAAACAACAUUACAAGAAUCAACUGCUGCUAGGCAAAUGAUGAAAAGAGAAAUUGAGAAUAUUCAAACCUACCAGUCUACUGCAGAAGAGAAUUUUCUGCAAGAAAUCAAAAACGCAAAAUCAGAAGCAAGUAUUUAUAAGAACAGCUUGUCAGAAAUAGGCAAGGAAUGUGAAAUGUUAUCAAAAAUGGUAAUGGAAAUUAAAACAGAUAAUCAGAUUCUAAAAGAAGAACUAAAGAAGCAUAGUCAAGAAAAUGCAAAAUUUGAAAACAACAUCAGUAGACUUACUGAAGACAAAAUACUUUUAGAAAACUAUGUAAGAAGUAUAGAAAAUGAAAGGGAUACCUUGGAAUUUGAGAUGCGGAAUCUUCAACGAGAAUAUUUAAGUUUAAGUGAUAAAAUCUGUAAUCAGCAUAAGGACCUACCAAAAACAGCUUACGUUUCAAGAAGAGAGAAAUUCCAUUUUGACAACUGUGAUACUUAUGAAGACACUCCUAGGAGGAGGCCUUUAGCUCCUGAUUUGAAAGGAAUUCCAAGUAAACUGUAUCAAUUAUUUCCAUCCAAGAUGUGUCAAUAAACUUCUAAAAUGUU
This is a messenger RNA of Carlito syrichta (Philippine tarsier), 2429 nucleotides long. It is a transcript of the gene CCDC110, whose product is annotated as coiled-coil domain containing 110. Bases 1 to 2415 code for a protein of 804 amino acids. Lineage: Eukaryota; Metazoa; Chordata; Mammalia; Primates; Tarsiidae. The record is from RefSeq and is a predicted model, not a curated record. The transcript is spliced from 5 exons. Gene Ontology annotation, cellular component: cytoskeleton.